Synchiropus splendidus (mandarinfish) is the source of this 6308-nucleotide messenger RNA. RefSeq names its product lysine (K)-specific demethylase 3B (gene kdm3b). The coding region runs from base 249 to 5582 and encodes 1777 amino acids. Gene Ontology annotation, cellular component: chromatin; histone deacetylase complex. NCBI's taxonomy places the organism in Eukaryota, Metazoa, Chordata, Actinopteri, Syngnathiformes, Callionymidae. Gene Ontology annotation, biological process: regulation of transcription by RNA polymerase II. Gene Ontology annotation, molecular function: chromatin DNA binding; transcription coregulator activity; histone H3K9 demethylase activity. The record is from RefSeq and is a predicted model, not a curated record. The transcript is spliced from 25 exons.
UUGAUUGUUGCAGGGCUCAAUGGCGGACAUAGCGGUGGAGUCUCGCAAGCUCCGAGGACAAUAACAUCUCAGCUCGUGAGCAUUUCUGGCGUGACCCGGUCCGCCGCUGCGUGUAACUUCAGUGUCAUUACGCGGUAUUGACACUCAUUCGCCAUUUGUCCGUGCGUGUUUACGCGUUCUCGACUUGGCAUCCCGAGCGAAGAAGUUACUCCGUUCACGGUGGCUCAGUAGAUGCAGCUAGCUAAACCAUGGGCGACUCUUUCGAAUUGAUCGGGAAACGUCUCCUCUUGCUCCUCGACGACGGAAGGACCGCCAAUGGAACCGAGCCGCAGCAGGCUGCUCUGGUGCGGGAAUGGCUCCGGGGGACGGUGCGAGCGGUUCGCGUUGUUGGCCUCCCCGUUCCGGAGAGCAGUGGAACGAAGACGACAACAAGCCAUCCUGCAGGGCUGACGGUCUUUGUGGAGUUUGAGAAUGCCUCGAAGAGAUGCUCCUGGGUGCAGGUGUUUGAUAGCAGUAUCAAAGCUGCCUUGGUUGAAGAUUCCAUUGUUUGGACUAAAUGGAAUGACACUUCUGGGAACUCUGGGGCUCCAGCAACAGCUGUGGCCUGGCCAGCGCUGCUCUUCCGCUCACUUGUGGACAAGACUGGUUUGGGGUCGAUUGUUGCUGUGGAGCAUUUUGGAAAUAAAAAGCUGGAGUUCUUGCCUGACAAGAAGUCAGUCCAAAAGUUUGAGACGGACAAGGACAUGAGACAUCCUUUGAUGUUGGAGCAAAGCGCUCUGCAUGCUGCUGUUUCCAGUUGGCGCAGUGACUUUGAACUCCAGGAAAUCUUCAGAAAAGGUUCCUAUACUAUUCAAGGAUGCAGGGUGUGUGUGUACCAGCCAGAGUCAGAUGAGUGCUGGGCUCCAGGCCUCAUCUCACAUCAUGACCCGGUCUCACAUAUUGUGGAGAUAACGAUGGACAAGAGUAAAGAAAAUCAGAUGCUGGAUCCGCGAGUGGUUCACAUCAAGCUGGCAGAAAAUGAGCCUGAUAUGAAUGGACAACGAAGUGAAACAAUAAAGUGCGAUGGCGGACGCAGACGUAGGACUGCUUCUGAAGGAGAAGACGAUGUGAACUUAAAACGUUUCAAAGGAGCAGGGAACUUGGGAACUGAUGGACAGGACUCCAGCGAGUCGAACAGAACUCCAACUGAAGGAAGCGAUGGAUGGAGUGGAGCUGUAGUCAGUAGCACGACUAAGAAUGGCAGCAACUCGGAGGGAAACUUUCUUCAGAGCAGAGUUCUGGCCUCCAACACCAGCUUGUCACCGCAGACAGACCAGUCAAACUCUUCUUCGCCUCGCUUCCCUUCCAAUGUAAAUGAGAAUGGUCGUACUGUCCCCACACAAGGGACAGCGGAUUCUACAACAGCAGCGUCACACACCCUGAACCCUCCGCCUCUCAAACCUGCACCAUCUCCCUUCUCCUCCACAUCGUUCCCUUCACUCGGACAGAUGCCUAGCCUAGUUCCAGGAACACCAUCUCCAAAGGCCCCUCAGACAGACAGACAGGAGGCGUUGCAAUCUCCCCUUUCCAAACCAGCUACGCUUGUUUCCCCUGGACCUGUUACCAUUUCCUGGACUUCACAUGACAGCAGUCCAAGUGUUGCAGUCUCCACGUCUGUGGGUUUUAAUCCAAAGGCUCCUUCGUGGGGAGGCCAGGCUGAGGCUUCAAAGUCAUCAUUGGGUUUUGGUUUGGCGUCUUCUGCCGCUGCUGCCCCAGUAUUCGGAAAUGUUUCCUCGAAAACCAACGGCACUCCUACCACCUCUUCAUCCUCCCAAGAGCCUUCAAAGCCAUUUGGGUUUGGAUUUGGUGAAGCAAAGAAUGAGACUCAAACUCAGAAUGAUAAGAACUUGUUUUUCCAGUGCAUGACUCAGAGUUCUGGGUCCAGCCCAGUCCGAGCCUUGUCCCAGAACCUUAGCAGUGAGCCUGCUAACCUUUUCAAGCAUUCCAAUGAAGGACUGAAAACACCGGAUCAGUACAAAAAGCCAGAGAGUCAUCCCACAGGAAAUGGAUUAUUCAUUAAACCCUCGUCAGUCUUCCAGGGUGUUGGUGGAUCUGCCCCCGGCACGCACUCAAGUGCGGUUGGUAUGGCGACGGCUUCUGGAGCUCAAAGUUCUCUGCAGAGCAGCAGUAAUGGAACAACUACAGCGGGUUUGGGACUGCAGCCUGGCGCAGCAAUGUCAGAUAGUCAUCAGAACCUUUUCCUGCAGGCCUCUAAGAAGCCUGCUAACCCAUUCCCGGGGCACGGGGACAGCAAAACAUCACACACGCCCUUCAGUGGGUUUUCUGUGGCCGAGUCGCCCAACCUUGCGCAGCCUUCAGACGGCAGUGCAAACCUCUUCACAAUGGCAGAGCCACCCAAAGGCAUUUGCUCAUCUUCUUUCCCAACAGUUUCAACAAUUGCUUCCACCAGCUCUUCCUCACCUUCAACAUCCUCUUCAUCAUUAAGGCCUCAGAGUGAGGGAUCUCAGAUGGGCGGUCAGGACAGCCAAGAGAUGCCCUCUUCCACUUCUGGAUCUAUGUUUGGAAGUGCUGCCCCUGGUGGACCGAAUGAAGUGCCUAUGUCAUUUGAUCAAAGUCAAACGCAGAAGUUUAUGUUGGAGGAGAGGGCGCAGUCGUCCAAACGUGACUCCGAGUCCAGCAGCAACAGUGAUCUGUCCGACCUGAGUGAGAACGAGGAGGGUCUGGAGAAAGGACAAAUUCCUGGUCAGCUUCAGCACACGGCAAAGGAUGCCCUCAUGUUGCAGAAGGCUAAAGUACAGGGGGCACCAAAAAGCCGUCCUCGUAACAAACCUUUCAAGGCGGGACAGUCAGUGCUCAAAGAUCAGAGUAAGGUGCGGCGUCUAAAGCAAUCAGGCGAAUCCUUCCUUCAAGAUGGCUCCUGCAUAAACGUGGCUCCCCACCUGCACAAGUGCAGAGAGUGUCGCCUCGAACGUUACCGUAAAUAUCGCAGCGCAGACGAAGACAGCGAUGAUGAAGAUGAUCCAAAUGUAGCUUGUCGUUUCUUCCACUUCAGAAGGCUUGCUUUUACGCGUAAAGGGAUAUUACGAGUUGAAGGUUUCUUGAGCCCCCAGCAGAGUGACGCUAUGGCCAUGGGCUUGUGGUUACCUGCACCUGCUGUCCAGGAAGGUUUGGAUUUGGAUACGUCCAAGUACAUCCUGGCUAAUGUGGGAGACCAGUUCUGCCAGUUGGUCAUGUCUGAAAAGGAAGCCAUGAUGAUGGUGGAACCUCACCAGAAAGUAGCGUGGAAACGAGCCGUCAGAGGGGUGCGAGAGAUGUGCGACGUUUGUGAAACCACUCUUUUCAACAUCCACUGGGUUUGCCGCAAGUGUGGUUUUGGCGUAUGUUUGGAUUGCUAUCGGCUUCGACGCAACAGGCCGAGAGAGGACAUUGAAGAAAUCCCUGAGGAUGAUGUCUUCUCUUGGUUGAAGUGUGCCAAAGGUCAACCUCAUGAGCCCCAGAAUCUAAUGCCUACACAGAUCAUUCCUGGAACAGCCCUUUACAACAUUGGUGAUAUGGUCCAUUCAGCAAGAGGCAAGUGGGGAAUCAAGGCCAACUGUCCAUGCACCAGUCGACACACAAAGCCUCUCAUGAGAUCCGGUGCCCCCAAUGGAAUAUCUCAGUCCAAUACAAACAGUAGUGGAAGCAGUGCUUCUACUCCUUCAGCAUCUUCUUUAGCCACUGCACCAGCUGGCGUGGCAGCAGCCCCAAAGACUGACGGAGAACCAUCAGCUGUUAAAACAGAAGGUGCUACUGUACCAGUAUCGUCAGAUAGCGGGGGCGGAGAAAGUGUGGGCAGCACUAGUAACUCUACUAGUGGGACGUCUUCGCCCUCCAGCAUCACACAGCCUUCAGCUAAGGAGUCUCGCCCGUCAGGAGAAGGCAACAGCUCUGCCCUUCACUGGCUGGCAGACUUGGCUACACAGAAAGCAAAGGAUGACACAAAGGAGACUGGUUCACUUCGCUCUAUGAUGAGCAAAGACUGUCGGCCGCCUUUCGGCCUGGACUCACUCAGUGCAUUGUCAAAGCCCUCAGCAUCCAGCCCUAAACUAUUUAACAGCCUUCUACUGGGCUCCAGCAUGGCCCAGUCUAAACCAGAGGGGUCCAGUCUCAGAGAUUUGCUAAACUCUGGACCAGGCAAACUUUCACAGGGACCUGGAGAGAGCGGAGUCCCAUUCCCCUCUGUCUUCAUUUCAUCAGGAAGUGACAAGAUGAAGAGCAGCCUUCCAAACUUCCUGGAUCACAUCAUCGCCUCGGUUGUUGAGACCAAGAAGGCUGAGGGUCGCCGGACUGGACAGUCUGAGGGGGGUGAGAUUGGCAUAUUGGGAGGUCGUAAAGAAGGAGUCAUGGGCCUCAGUGUUCUGGAACCACAUACCUCGCACUCCUGGCUCUGUGAUGGGCGACUGCUAUGCCUUCAGGACCCCAGGAACAGCAACAACUGGAAGAUUUUUAGAGAGUGCUGGAAACAAGGACAACCUGUGCUGGUGUCAGGAAUACAUAAGCGGCUUAAGUCCAAUCUGUGGCUCCCAGAGGCCUUCAGUGAGGAGUUCGGGAACCAAGAUGUAGACCUGGUCAACUGCAGAAAUUGUGCUAUUAUUUCUGAUGUGAAGGUUCGCGACUUCUGGGACGGUUUCCAGGUCAUCUCCAAGCGGCUGCGAGACCCUGAGGGCCAACCCAUGGUACUGAAGCUGAAGGACUGGCCACCAGGAGAAGACUUCAGGGACAUGAUGCCUACAAGGUUUGAUGAUUUGAUGGACAACCUACCUUUGCCCGAGUACACAAAAAGAGAUGGGCGUCUGAAUCUUGCUGCCCGUUUGCCCAACUUUUUUGUGCGUCCUGAUCUCGGACCAAAGAUGUACAACGCCUAUGGCUUGACGUCGACUGAAGACAGGAAGGUGGGCACCACAAACCUCCACCUGGACGUGUCUGACGCUGUCAACGUCAUGGUUUAUGUUGGAAUACCUCAAGGAGAGGGGGAUCAGGAGAAAGAGAAAGAAAUAUCUGGACAUAAAGAGGUCAUGAUCACUAUUGAGGAGGGGGACGUGGAUGAGGUGACCAAGAGGAGAGUGUACGUGGGUAAGGAAAACCCCGGUGCUCUCUGGCACAUUUAUGCUGCCAAGGAUGCAGAGAAGAUCAGAGAGCUGCUUCGAAAGGUGGGAGAGGAGCAGGGUCAAGAGAACCCUCCAGACCACGACCCCAUUCAUGACCAGAGCUGGUAUUUGGACCAGACUCUCCGCCGCAGGCUUUAUGAAGAAUAUGGCGUCCAAGGUUGGGCCAUCGUGCAAUUCCUUGGAGACGCCGUCUUCAUUCCGGCGGGUGCUCCACACCAGGUGCACAACCUGUACAGUUGUAUCAAGGUCGCAGAGGACUUUGUGUCUCCUGAGCAUGUGAGACACUGUUUCAGACUGACCCAGGAGUUCAGACAUCUAUCCACCACCCACACCAACCAUGAAGACAAGCUACAGGUGAAGAACAUCAUCUAUCAUGCAGUGAAGGACGCUGUUGGCACACUGAAGGCCCAUGAACCUAAACUAGCUCGUCCUUAGUUCCUGCUCUGGAUGCUGUCGAGACCCCUCCUCUACACACAGUGCAUCGGCUUCAUGCACACGUGGGCUCCUGAGAAAAAAGGUGGAUAGUUUUUUAGAGCAGUAAAGUCUCAUCGGGGGUGGGGGGAGCAGCGGGAAGUAAAAUAGGGGUGCUCAGCGCUUCGAUAAGGGACAUCCUUUAUCACUGUUAACAAGUUCCCUUAAACUUGUCUAGUUGUUUUGGAAUUUUUUUAACAACUGUAUUUAAGGUCCGUGUGAUUGUUUUGUUGUUUUCAUUGUAUAUGUAAAAUGUGUGGGAGGAAUCAGCUGACGUGCCUUCGGAGCAAAUGUUCAGCUACCAUAUAAGCGACGUAUCACGAGUUCUGGACUCACUUUCCUUAUUGUACUUCACUAGGAACGAGGUUCAAUCGUUUUUGUAGAUUUUGGUUAUCACAGAUUUGAGACGGCUCCUUCCUCGGGCGUCGCUGGAAGGAAAGCAGACCAAAGUUUUUUACCUUCAGUUUUCUCAUGCAUUCAGAAGUCUUUUUUUUUUGUACACCAGAAGAAAGAGGGCAGACUCGAGGUGGAAUUCUUUUUUGGUUUUCACAGUCACCUGUUGCUUAAAAAAAGGAGAUGCAGCUGAACAGAACUACUGGCCAUUAAUGUCGCAUCAAUAUAUAUAUUGAUCUAAGCAGUCUGUAUGAUUUUUCACAAUAAAGUUUACAAAAACAAACGUCAUGGGCUUGU